AUGGCCGGACGUUUGCCAGCGAUUGUCAUCGACAGCGGCACCGGGUACACCAAAUUGGGUUACGCCGGCGAUCAUAGCCCUGAGUUCGUAAUCCCGUCGGCCGUUGCCAUCAAAGAGGAGCCCAAUGUUGGCGAUCACACCUCCAGACGCCUGACCAUUGGUGUCGACGUCUCCAUCGGUGAGGAGGCGCUCAACCAAUCGGCGCAUACCGUGAAGUAUCCCAUACAACACGGCGUUGUGGAGGACUGGGACCUAAUGAGGAUGUAUUGGGAAGAGUGUAUUUACAAGUACUUAAAGACUAAACCGGAAGAUCACUACUUCCUGGUGGCGGAUCCACCGCUCAAUACACACGAGAAUCGCGAAUAUAUGGCCGAAAUGAUGUUCGAGUCGUUCAACGUUCCCGGCCUUUGUAUCGCCGCACAGCCGGUGCUGGCUUUGAUCGCCUCGUGGGCGGCACAAGAAGUGGACGAACGCGAGUCCACCGGCAUUAUCAUCGAAUCGGGCGAUUGCGGCACACAUUGCACACCAGUGGUGGACAACUAUUAUGUGAUCAAUAGAUGCGUUCAACACAUUCCUAUCGCCGGCCGUCACAUCACUUUAUACGUACAAAACGUUUUGCGCGAACGCGAGUCCGCUAUUCCUCCGACUCAGUUGUUAGCGACGGCCGAAGCCAUUAAAGAGCAGUUCUGUUACGUGUGUCCCGACAUCGACACAGAGUUUGAGAGGUAUUACUCGAACCCAAACGAGUGGAUGAAGAAGUAUAGCGCCACGAAUGCCAUCAAAUUCGUUGGUCAGCAAAGCAUCACAAUAAUCGGAUCCCAAGACUGGUUGGAUGUGUGCGAGUCUAACAUUGUGUUCAUCGCAAACAUUCCCAUAGGAUAUCCCAAAACUGAUUUCGUGUCUCAUUUCGAGACUUACGGCAAAGUGUUGUCCACAAAGUUUGUCGACAGGACUGGUGUCUCAUUUGCUUUCAUUCAUUUCGAUUCAGGUCCGCCGCGAAAGUACUUCGGUCUCUACGCCAAGACAUUGCUGGCCAUUGGAGUGACGGUUGUGAUCAUCGGCGGACUCGUCUACUACUGUACUUAUGGCUUACGCUACGCCCUAAAAAGUGUUCGGCUUCCGGCCCAAUACAACGCCAAUAAAGUCCGCUACGUUCGGGUCGACGACGUGAUCGUCAACUAUGUGCACAUUCGCGGGCUUUACCUCGAGGCCUAUCACAACCAACAGCCCGAGCCACUACGCCAAGCCCAAACAUACCUGAUCAAAGAGUUCUAUCUCAAUGCUUUUACCAUUACCGAGACUGGGAGUGAGUAA
This is a messenger RNA of Medioppia subpectinata, 1314 nucleotides long. Lineage: Eukaryota; Metazoa; Arthropoda; Arachnida; Sarcoptiformes; Oppiidae. The record is from the annotation of a GenBank genome assembly.